AUGCCAAUUUUGAAUGCUUUAAUUGUAUUUAGUUAUUUGCUUCCAGCUUCAAUCAGCGUUCUCUAUAUUAUAGGAAUGGCAGCAAGAUUCUUUGAUUUGCGAUCCAAUAUUCAAGCUUAACCGCUCCCUUAUAAUUACUCAAUCAUUUUGCGGAUUACACUAUUAACUUUAGAUAUUAGUAAAUUUAUUAACUACUCAGAGCUGCUGAAUUCGUUGAAUUUAUUCUAAUGAUAUUUUAAAGCGACGAAAAAAACUAUUUCAUCUCUGGAGUGCUCUUUGUAAACAUUUCAGCAAUUAUCAUGCAAAUUAUUUUAAUGGUAUGAUUCAUUUAAUUUUAGACAUACGAAUACAAGAAAUAAGUACCAAUGUUCUUUGCUCACAAAAUAUAUUGGGUCUUAAAUUGGUUGUUUUUAAGUGUCACUCUUACAUUACUCAUUUUCUAUGUAGUAUUUUCAUUAAUUACUCUAGUAAGGGAAGAUAUUUGAAUACACUUUGCUUGUGUUUCGAGUUCUUGAUUAUACAAUACUUAUCAUCUUUACUCUCUUCAUUAGACGAUAGGACAUAGCAGAAUUUGAAACCUUGGGCUUUUGGAGGAGUGAAUUACCGAUGAUCGAUUUAUCAGAAUCUCAAAGACACAGGACAUCAACAGUGAAUAGUAUUUUAGAUACUUAAUUUAGAUUCCCAAAGCUCCUUUUUACUAAAAAUAGAUGUCAAGAAAUAAUGGAAUAUAGUAGAUGACGAUAUAGAAGUUAAAAUAGACGUGUAAUUAAUAGUUAAUUAUCAUUUAAAGCAUAAUCGUUGGAGCAGAUAAACAAUACAAAUUAAAAAAGAGGCUAUCUGAGAUCUUCUAUCAUCAUCAAUAGUAUAUAUUCGAGAACAACGAUUACUUUGACCAACAUUCUAAUGAUUUAUUACAAAUCAAUUUCCUAAUGAAGUAGAUGCAAGAGAGCUAGGACUUAGUGCUAAUUAAUUAAAUUCAGAAAUACUUUAAUUUUAUCGUAAGUAAAUUGGAAUUGAUUACACCUUCCUUUGUCGAAUUCAUUUAAUUGCAACAUUCAGAGAGAAUGCUAAUUGAAGAAAUGAAAUUAGCAAACCACUCCUAAAACUUGCAUAAAUCCUCUAUGAUAAUCCGUAAGAAUUAACCAAAUAAGAAAUAUAAAUGGGAUAUCCAAUCGUAAUAUUUGCCGUAUUUAGAUGUUCGAAUUACGGAGUUUCAAACCAUUAAAAAUCUUACAGAAACUUAUGUACAAUACACAUUGAUGACACAAUUUGAGGAUGAGACUCUUAUGGUUUAAAGAAGAUUUAAGGAAUUCUAUGAGUUUAGUGAACUUAUGAAAAAUAUCGCAGAAGUCAAAAACUUUCCUCCUUUCCCUCAAAAGUCAUUGAUUAAGAUGUCAAAUGAAGAAAUAGAGGAGAGAAAGUAGGACUUAGAGAUUUUUAUGAAAGUAUUGUUGAAUGACCGUUAAUAUCACGUCUCUGCUCUAUUCAAGUUCAUUGGAAUGUCUCAAUAUUUAGAAGAUCAAGUUAGGAACUUAUAAGCCAAAGUAAUUAAGGAGAGUGAAUUGAUAGUCAAAUUGAACAUUAAAAAUACAGGAUUUGAGGAGGUUGUGGGAAAGGAUGGUGAAAAAUUCAUUAGAUACUCAUUUGUCAUCGGAUCAGGGGAUUCAAAGCAUUCUAUUUGGAAGAGAUUCAGCCAAUUUGAUGAACUACAUAGUAUUUUGAAAUAGAGGUAUGAGAACGUAUGAGAUUCUAUUUUUAGAUAUCCCUUAGUGCCUUAAUUGCCUUAUAAGACUACUGCGGCAUUAUAGUAGAUAAAUCCGAAUGUGAGAUGCGUGAAUCUCUAAUAAUAUUUGCUUGAUUUAAUAAAGGUACCUACGAUAGGUGAGAAUGCUCAUUUGAGGUAGUUUUUAGAGGUGAGAAGAUUUGAAUUUAAUGUGAAUGAUUCUGGAUUUGAAGGAUCCUAUUCUUAAUUUGAUAACAUUUUGUAAAAAUUAGAUAAUAAUAAUAAAGAUAUAGAAUAAUUGGAAAAUAUGCACAAUAGAUUGUGGUAAUGA
This is a messenger RNA of Paramecium octaurelia, 2054 nucleotides long. The record is from the annotation of a GenBank genome assembly. Lineage: Eukaryota; Ciliophora; Oligohymenophorea; Peniculida; Parameciidae.